This is a messenger RNA of Emiliania huxleyi CCMP1516, 2067 nucleotides long. RefSeq lists its product as hypothetical. The transcript is spliced from 9 exons. Lineage: Eukaryota; Haptophyta; Isochrysidales; Noelaerhabdaceae. Bases 518 to 1534 code for a protein of 338 amino acids. The record is from RefSeq and is a predicted model, not a curated record.
AUGCUGAUGCGCUUGAUCUCGCCGCCGCGCAGCACACGAUUGAUGAAGUCUAUCAGCGUCUCGUCGGCUUCGCCAUCAGUCUGGGCGUUGCCGUGCAUGCCAUGCCAUGGCGUAAACAGCGCGUUGGGGCGCGGCAGCACGGCGGCAUGCACGGCCUGCGAGUCUGGCGAGAAUGCAACGCAACGCUCAACGCCCGGGUGUGUCGUGAGAAGAUCCUGCGCCCUGGAUGCCGCAGCAUGCGCUGCGCGCGAAAGGCGCCGGAGCAGCGGCUGGGCCUUGUUCGGAGAUGGCAAUCGGGACACAACCAUCGCGGGCGCGCCCGGACGGCCGGAACGUACGCACAAGCGCGAAAAUGAGAUGCCCCAGCUCCCAGCGGCUACCCAACGCGGCCAAAGGAUAUCCACCUCGAGAACCUCGAGAACCAGCGACUGUGAGAGAGAGAAAAGAAUUUUGAGCCGGCACUCCUCACGUCCGCCUCGUUUGCUGGAUCCUUUGCUUCUGCCUCCUCCCCUCUUUCAUGGGCGCGCUCUGCUCCUGCUGCUGCGGCACGCGCGACGUUGUGCCUGACGCGCCCGACGUCAUCAUUCCCGAUCCGGAGGAGGACGAGCAGAUCGUCGUCACGAUCGAUCAGGCUGCGAUCGCGAGCCGCGACUACCUCGCGUACCGCGGGCUCGGCACGGAGGACCGGAACGAGCGCUGGUUCUUCCUCAACAAGUCGGGCUCCAAGUGGGGCGGCAACGUCCAGAUGGAGGUCGAGAACUUUGUUCGCGGCCUCGACCCGAACGACGAGAACAAGGGGCAGGUGCUGUGGCGGUCCGACUUCAUCGACCAGCCCUUCUUCCAGCAGCAGCUCCGCGACGUCGGCGGCAGCAUGCUCCAGUUCGCCUUCACCGGCUUCAUCGACUCGAUGUUUGACCGGCCGCACUACGACGACGGCUACUACAUCUCGCACGGCGGCGGCUGGGACCGCGACUACCGCACCUCCCUCUUCCUCAACUGGAACAUGCGGACCGAGGCGUCGCUCUCCUCGACGGUGCGCAAGGGGUUCGGUUUCCCGGUCAAGCUGGUGGUGUACGCGCAGGGCACCGGUGUCGCGCGCUACUUCGAGGUGGAGGAGCCGAUCUACGAGGAGCGCGGCGAGGGCGAGAACCGGCAGCGGGUGCAGGUGGGCACGCGCCGCCGCUGGGAGAGGCACGAGCGCGAGUACGUCGACUUCGUCCAGUUCGCCGUGUGCGACCUGGCGUCGGGGCAGCCGGUGGUCGACCAGUUUGGGGCAGCCGUCGUGUUCACUGUGCACGGCGACUCGACCGACUGGACCAACAACUACGGCACCAAGUUCUUCGACGUGCAGCAGCGCGGCGGCUGGUUCACGAAGGACCCUCCGACCAUCACGACCAAGGCGGGCGUCGACCCGGCGCUGGCGCUGCUCAUCGCGCACCUCUGCACCAAGGAGUUCUCGACCGCCCAGAUCAAGUCCAACUUCCACCCGCGCUUCCCGUACGACCCGCUCAGUGCCGUGUUCGGCUUCUUCUGAGCGCGCGCGAGUGCGAGUGUUCGCUCACUGGCUCACGCACUGAAUCGAUUGUUCAAUACCGUAUCGGCCGCCCCCAUUCGCCUCCGGCUGUUAGUGCGACCCGCGUACUGUACGGACUCCUUUCUCCCUACCCAUUUGCAUGCAGCAGCGCCACACGUACGUUCAACGUUGCGCUUCACGAGAGAGUGCGCUAGUUUGUCGGGAGGUGGAGGGGCAGGCUGCUCACCCACGUGCACCGGGCCAGUGCUUGCACUUUGAAUGCCGUGGGGCUCCUGCCCGUGUCCGGGUGUGAAGAUGCGAGGGUCGCCCCCCCUUGCCCUACCAUUUUGUGUGUAACUUCGAUCGUUUCGUGUCUCUGCCGGUGCCGCGCCGCGCGCGCAAAAGAGUCUCGCGUCGAGUGCGGAGUGGCUCUGCGUGUGCGCGCGUCUGUGGCGUGAUAAGCCGUGCGGUAGCAAGCGAGGACGUGCCUUGUUUAACCCCGCCGGCGGAUCUGGCCGGACGCCCCGCCUUUAGUUUAUGAGUACGGCUCUACU